This is a messenger RNA of Hyposmocoma kahamanoa, 2038 nucleotides long. RefSeq lists its product as uncharacterized. The transcript has 5 exons. The record is from RefSeq and is a predicted model, not a curated record. Bases 309 to 1955 code for a protein of 548 amino acids. NCBI's taxonomy places the organism in Eukaryota, Metazoa, Arthropoda, Insecta, Lepidoptera, Cosmopterigidae.
CGUCGCGCGCAUCGUACGCGUGAUUCGUUCGCUCUCGUUGACGAAACUUACUCGACCCAUUCGACGAAACGUGAAUGAAGUGGUGUUUUUGAACGAUCAAUUGUUUUAUCAAUACUUUCUUUUUGUUUCUACGAACUGACUGUUCAGUUUUGUGUUUGUUUAUAUUUGUUUCGUGACUGUACAACUUGGAGGUGCACAGUUCAUUUUCAAAGCGACCGCUUGUUUACGGUCUGCGCACACGCCGGGGUCUGUUCGCCCGCUAUAAUGUGACCGGCGCACGACGAGCGUCUUCUUUCAAGGUGUCUGCGAUGUGGUACUUGUGGACCGCGUUACUGGUGGUGUCGUGCGCACUAGUGUCGGCGGGCGGGGCGGGGGAGCGGCCAGCGCCGGCCACGACCCGCGCGCCGCCUCGCACCCUCGACCGGCAAGCCGCCGAGCUCGCCUGGCGCACCUGGUUACAAAGCCCCGAAAGCAACAACCAGAACGCUCCUCCAAGACGAAUCAUCACCAAGUCAUUGUUCAUUACUCCUCUUGUCUGCCCUAAAGGACAGAGGCUUGAUGGGAAAGAUUGCGUAGAGGUUUUGACGGUAGACAAGUCGGAACACGAGCGUCUACUGUUGAAUCAACUGAACGCGUUUUUCACGGCAUCUCCUGGCGCUGAUGUGGUGUACGAUUACGGAGAAGACGAGCCUGGACCGCUGCAGCUCUCUAUCCCCAUAAACCUAGAAGCGCAGGCCGCUCCUCUACACGGACAAGAGCCAUCCGCACAGGCUCAAGAGCUGCACGGUAACUAUGUCAAAGUUGACAAGAAAGAAAACACGAACCACGAUAUCGGCACUUCUAGCCUAGAAGCCGAACUAGAACUUCUACAACUACAACACUCUCAACACAUUCAAAAUGACACUUCAGCUGAAGGCAUACUUAAUCAUAACGUAUUGCUGCCUUUCGACAAACCCAAGCGUAACAGCCCCGUGGACAAUUCUACCGAAGUAAUCGACAACAUUGACAACGGAGAAGGACAAAAGGAAGUCGUUUUUGGACAUGUUAAUAUUGACCCUGUGCUUCUUUACACCGAACCUACCACAGAAACUGCAACAGAGCAAACUACGAUUACUGAUGCGGUCAGUGAACAAGGGACUGAAGUACCCACAGUUCUAAACAAUGCAAUUUCAGUUAACAACUCAAACGAAAACAGCAACAACACUAAUGAAGUUCCUACAGAGAUGCCGACAACUUCCGAAAUUUCUAAUUCAACAUCACUAAUUUUAAAGAAGGAAAGUGACAAAACCAAACUGAACCCUGAAAAUGACUACGCAGACAUAGGCGAGGCUAUCAAACUGAUAAGCCGAUAUGCAGAAGUGACGACCGAUGAUAAUUUCCCUAAAGAUCAGAAAAAAUAUGCAAUAAAGGACGAUAAUAUAUUAGGCACUCGCACUAAACUUCAAUAUCGCCGCAAUAAACCGAAACCUUUCGAAAAAUUCAUAAGACCUGUUGCACAAUCACCCAUUUUGGAAUUUGCCAAUAGCGAAAAAGUGCCACUGCAGUACGGUAAUGGCGGCUUUUAUCCUAAAAAUGAUGUUUACUACAGAUACCCUUGGCAAAAUCUGUAUUCGCCUACACCACCUCCCGAUUAUCCAUUUAAACAUAUCCAGGACUAUUGGCCAGGUCAAAAUCAUGUGGGCGGUGUUUACAACAUCGUACAUGAGAAUCCUAGGCGACACCAUCAUAGCUACCCUCAUUACUUCAGACCUCACAGUUUUCCAUACGCAAAGUAUCCAGAAUCUUACCAGGGAUUACAACAGAUAUACUCUGGAAAACUUCAGCCGCUUACCCGCAGAACAAUAGACCUUACUCACCAAAGCGGGACGUUGCAAUCUCAGGCCAACAACCAAGAUCUUUACAGUCUCCUAGGUUUGAGGCACUGGUUCAGCAGUCAAGGGUCUUCGAAAAGAUAGCCUGUUUCUCCGGUAUUAGAAAAUUCGAUGUUACCCGACGAUAUAUAAUGAAAGCUAUGGGAAAAUUUACAUUACCAUUAAUU